UUUAUUGAGGUCAUGUAAUUUCCGGAUGUAAACCUACCCUUAGCUGACGCCCCCGUUGCACCCACACAUGUGUAAUUAAAGACAAUUCAAGGGGUUGCAACCCUGUUUAAAACACCUUUCUCUUUAUUAUACAAAUUUAGCAAUAAUUUAGUCUGAAUAUAAUGUGGCACCCCCUGUGUAUCUCCAAACCACGAUCAAAUUUAAUAUUUGAAAGUUUAUAAAAAGUCCAAAAUGUGAGGUUAUGUUUUUAAUAAUGGGGGCUGCACAGUUUUGAGAUGGUUGUGUCUAAAGGUGGAAACGGAAGAUGGCUCAGAAAGUACAAAACAUUUUUUCUGAUCGGUUUAAUAAUUCUGCUAUUCCAAGUCCUCUUAGCUGCACAUUUUCUUGAAUUAAAAACCAACUCAUCAGAUGAUUGGCAGCCACAGAGCCAAAAACCGGUCACCCAAACUGUGGAAACACACCGGAAAAAAUUACAAGUCGCCAAUACAACAAUUUUGCGUCUGGAAGAGCUAAAUUUUAGACCAGAAUGUGAAAUAACGGGAAAAGAAGCUGUUUCAGCUAUUCAUCGUGCUAAGAGCCAAAAUUGUAAACAAUUAAUCGCAAAUGUGACUUGUAAGUCUUUAGCGGGGACUUUGUACCCCAAAAGACUGGCCGGAAGUUGCCCCAAUGAGGGAAAAAUCGCCGGAAAGCCUUUGGGUUGUUUCAAAGAUGAAAAUAAUUACAGACUGCUUAGUGGGUACUUUGGGGUUAAUAAAAAGAGCAAUUCUCCGGAGUAUUGUAUCCAGUUGUGUCUCCAAUCCGGGUUUGAGUAUGCUGGAGUUCAAUAUUCACAUGAGUGUUUUUGCGGUAAUGAUGAGCCCCUCCCAACUUACAAACUUCCAGAUUCGUCAUGUAACAUGAAAUGUCCCGGGGACCCCCAUGCUACUUGUGGGGGCUACUACACCAUUAAUGUGUUUCAAACGGGAAUAAAAAGUAAAGCAGGUUUCAAGGAUUUUCCAAAAUUUAUUUAUCAAAUAAUUUUAGAAUUUGUCCCUCAAGUUGCCAACACUGAAUCGCCCUCAAGCCAUGAAAACGUCAAAAUCGUCUUCCUCCUCACGCUCAACGGGCGAGCCCUCCGCCAAGUCAAAAGACUGCUCAAAAUCCUCUACCACACUCGCCACUAUUACUACAUCCACGUUGACGUGAGAGAAGACUACCUUUUUCGGGAACUCCUCCCUCUGGAGCGCCGUUUCCCCAACAUCCGUCUGACUCGCCGCCGCUUCGCCACCAUCUGGGGCGGCGCCUCCCUCCUGGAGAUGCUCCUGAGUUGCAUGUCCGAACUGUUGGACAUGUCCUGGACCUGGGACUUUGUCCUCAACCUCAGCGAAUCCGACUACCCUGUGAAACAAGUCUCGUCCUUGGAGCGUUUCCUGGGGGCGAACCGCGGCCGCAACUUCGUCAAGUCCCACGGGAGGGACACCCAACGCUUCCUCCAGAAACAAGGCCUGGAUAAGACCUUCGUCGAGUGUGACCGUCGCAUGUGGCGCGUGGCCGACCGCCGCCUCCCUGAAGGCAUCCAAAUGGACGGCGGGAGCGACUGGAUCGCCCUCUCGCGGCAAUUCGUGAGUUACGUGGCGAAAACCCCCGAUGAUCUAGUCACCGGGCUUAAACAAGUCUUUAGACAUACUUUAUUACCGGCAGAGUCGUUCUUUCAUACGGUUUUGCGCAAUUCGAGGUUUUGUGACAGUUAUGUCGAUAAUAAUCUCCACGUGACCAACUGGAAACGGAAGUUGGGGUGCAAAUGUCAGUAUAAGCAUGUUGUUGAUUGGUGCGGGUGUAGUCCAAAUGAUUUCCGGCCCGAUGAUUGGCCGAGGAUUCAAAGCACGCAACCGCGACAGUUGUAUUUCGCGCGCAAAUUUGAACCAAUCAUCAAUCAGGUCGUUUUGUUGAAGCUCGAGCUGUGGCUGUUCGGAUUGGAUAAACCGACAAGGACAGUCCCGAACUUGCAUUCCUAUUGGCAGAGUGUUUACCACCAUUUGGACCUAUCACCGGGCACCGACGACGGUUUGAGAACUGUCAUUUCAUCAGUUGCUCGGGUCUGGUCUAACACAGUCACUAAUGCCACCUGUGGUGUCACAAUCCAAAGGGCCACCUCAUUCCACUCUAAAGACUUGUACAAAUACACUUUGGUCCAUUUUACAAGUGACUCUAGUGAUAUUGAGGUCGCUUUCAGGCCUAUCAACAUGACAUAUCUUGUAGCGCCCUCUACACUAACCAAACGUAUCGAAGAACUAACCGUCAGUAGUGACUAUGACCAGAAAGAGCAAAUCUCACGAAACUUCCCCCGAAUUCUAUCACCAUAUUCCGAACCCGUGUUAGUUUACAAAUUCGCCGCAAGCGCCACUAGUGUCACUCACAACAUCACGUGUCUUUGGCUCGAUCCUAUUGGUUCACUAGUCGAAAUCAGCGACAUAUCAAUCGACGAAAGCGCUCUGAUUGGCCACUCAAAACCCAGUUUGAAACACCCCCACCUACCCGGCUCGUGGACUGUAAAACUAAUCUACCACCAAACGCUUUUAGCUGAAGUCAAGUUCCUGGUAACCCCUCUCGAAUUUUACUCGGGGCUUCCCCUAACCGCCAAGCAAGCCCACUUGAUUCAUGGCGGUACGGUUUCGAAGCCACUCACCGACAACUAUGAUAAGUUUAUAAAAAACAGUGAUGAGGGUAUUUUGAAGGCUGUCAGUGUGUCCAACGCGAAAAAAACGGACAAGGAGUUGCAGGGUUGGAUCGAUUCGUUGUUUAGUAAGUUUUACGUGAUUGAGAAAAGUUGUGCGGUUGGUAGGACUGAAGUUUGUGGGGUCCAAGUCGAGGAGUGCAGGAGGACGAGUUGGAGUUCUUUCGCGCCAGAUCAGAAGAGUUUUAUUGGAAAUGUUAAUGAGACGAGUGGGGCGUUUGAUAUUUGGUAAGAAAAUUCAAUUUCGGCCAUUUUUACGGCAAUAAUUAUGAACGGAAUGGGAAAAUAAAAAACAGGGCGAUGCAAUUUUAGUUCACUGUCGGAUAUCUGUUUCAGAAUUGAGAGUUUUAACUAUUCACUUUUUUGUCUAUACUCGUUUUCAUAUUGAUGUGCAUCGAAGUAGUCGUUGAAAGGGAUCAUUUUAAGGUG
Molecule: messenger RNA, 3142 nt
Organism: Tribolium madens (black flour beetle)
Lineage: Eukaryota; Metazoa; Arthropoda; Insecta; Coleoptera; Tenebrionidae
Product: xylosyltransferase oxt
Exons: 4
Coding region: 276-2945 (889 amino acids)
Biological process (GO): chondroitin sulfate proteoglycan biosynthetic process; heparan sulfate proteoglycan biosynthetic process
Cellular component (GO): membrane
Molecular function (GO): protein xylosyltransferase activity
Source: RefSeq, a predicted model, not a curated record